Messenger RNA from Rana temporaria (common frog), 1386 nucleotides. RefSeq names its product catenin alpha-2-like. Gene Ontology annotation, cellular component: actin cytoskeleton; catenin complex; adherens junction. The transcript is spliced from 7 exons. Lineage: Eukaryota; Metazoa; Chordata; Amphibia; Anura; Ranidae. The record is from RefSeq and is a predicted model, not a curated record. Gene Ontology annotation, molecular function: cadherin binding; actin filament binding; beta-catenin binding. Gene Ontology annotation, biological process: cell migration; cell-cell adhesion. Bases 280 to 1380 code for a protein of 366 amino acids.
UAUGUGCUGCUGUUGGCUCAGCAAGUCUCUGUGUUCGAAGGAUUACUUCAUAUUGCUCGCAGAGCAGCUCAUCAGCAAACCACGGAUGAAUCAAUUCUGCUUCAGCCGAGUUAAAAGCUCUGCUUUCCCCUCUCAUGGUCAGUCCGAUGUUUGUGAGAACUUUUCCAAGCUGAGAGAAGAUGUGCUUACAGCCCCGCUGGUAUCUGGCGCUGCUUCCUCCAAGUCAAAGCUAAACUGUGGCCUUUCAUUGAACUGAACUUAAAUCAGGCGGGAGAAAAAAUGACAUCAGCAACAUCACCAAUCAUUCUUAAAUGGGACCCUAAAAAUUUGGAAAUCCGAACUCUCACUGUGGAGGGGCUUCUGGAACCCCUGGUGACCCAGGUAACAACCCUGGUAAACACCAGUAGCAAGGGCCCCUCCGGUAAAAAGAAAGGUCGAUCUAAAAAGGCCCAUGUGCUUGCAGCAUCGGUGGAGCAAGCCACCCAGAACUUUCUGGAAAAGGGGGAACAGAUCGCUAAAGAGAGUCAGGAUCUAAAAGAGGAGCUAAUCUCCGCUGUGGAAGAUGUCCGGAAACAAGGAGAGACAAUGCGGAUCACCUCAUCAGAAUUCGCAGAUGAUCCUUGCUCCUCGGUUAAGCGCGGUACCAUGGUACGGGCCGCCCGGGCACUGCUGUCCGCUGUCACCCGGCUACUCAUACUAGCAGACAUGGCUGAUGUUAUGAGGCUUCUUACCCAUUUGAAAAUUGUGGAGGAAGCUCUUGAAGCUGUGAAAUGUGCCACCAAUGAACAAGAUUUGGCUCACCGCUUCAAAGAGUUUGGCAAAGAAAUGGUCAAACUCAACUAUGUGGCUGCAAGGAGGCAACAGGAACUCAAAGACCCCCAUUGUAGGGAUGAGAUGGCAGCUGCUCGAGGAGCUCUGAAGAAGAACGCCACCAUGCUGUACACAGCCUCACAAGCUUUCCUCCGCCACGCGGAUGUGGCAGCCACCAGGGCCAACCGGGACUAUGUAUUCAAACAAGUGCAGGAGGCUAUUGCAGGGAUCUCCAACGCUGCCCAGGCCACCUCGCCCACUGAUGAGAAGCAGGGCCACACAGGCAUUGGGGAGCUGGCCGCUGCCCUCAAUGAGUUUGAUAACAAGAUCAUUCUUGACCCAAUGACCUUCAGUGAGGCCCGCUUCCGCCCGUCUCUAGAAGAGCGGCUGGAGAGUAUCAUCAGUGGGGCGGCUCUGAUGGCAGACUCCUCGUGCACGCGGGACGACAGGAGGGAGAGAAUCGUGGCCGAGUGCAACGCCGUGCGUCAAGCUCUUCAAGACCUCUUGAGCGAGUACAUGAACAAUGUAAGUCAGCUUUGUCUUUUUAGUACAUUGGAUGGCGCAGGGUGACUCAAA